AUGGGAAUUCUUCUGGCUUUUCUUAUAUCUCAAGUCGUCUACUACAUCAAAAGAAAAAUGGAUAAGUCCGCAUACUCUCCUUUGGGCGGUCCCUCGACCUCCCUCGCCAACUCCGGUCCUUUGUCGAUCGCCUGUUACUGUGUGUCCUCGAUUCUUAUGACCGUCACCAACAAGUACGUCCUUUCGGGCUACUCCUUCAACUUGAACUUCCUCUUGUUGGCCAUUCAGGGUGCUGUCUGUAUUGCCACCAUCAGUACUUUGAAGGCUUUGGGCGUCAUCAACUACCGCUCGUUCAACUCUGAUGAGGCUAAGAAGUGGAUGCCUAUUGCUUUCUUGCUUGUCGCCAUGAUCUACACAUCUUCCAAGGCUUUGAAAUUUUUGUCUAUUCCAGUUUACACCAUUUUCAAGAACUUGACCAUCAUCUUGAUCGCUUACGGUGAGGUCUUGUGGUUUGGUGGCUCCGUCACUACCAUGGCUUUGGGUUCCUUCCUUUUGAUGGUCUUCUCCUCUGUCCUUGCCACCUACGGUGACUCUGCUGCCACCAAGAGUGCUGAUGACUUGUACUCUUUGUACUUGGGAUACUUCUGGAUGUUCACCAACUGUUUCGCAUCCGCUGCUUUUGUUUUGUUCAUGAGAAUUCGUAUCAAGUUGACCAACUUCAAGGACUUCGACACCAUGUUCUACAACAACUUGUUGUCCAUUCCAAUUUUGUUGGUUGCCACCUUCAUGUUUGAGGACUGGAGCCCUGCUAACCUUGCUUUGAACUUCCCAGCUGAGAACAGAAACGCUACCUUCGUUGCCAUUUUGAUCUCUGGUGCUUCCUCGGUCGCUAUCUCUUACUGUUCUGCUUGGUGUGUGCGUGUCACCUCCUCCACCACUUACUCUAUGGUGGGUGCCUUGAACAAGUUGCCAAUUGCUUUGUCCGGUUUGAUCUUCUUCGAUGCUGCCGUCAACUUCUGGUCCGUCUCCUCCAUUUUUGUUGGUUUCGUGUCUGGUUUGGUCUACGCUCUUGCUAAGCAAGCUCAAAAGAAGGCCGAGAGCCAACAAUUGCCAGUCUCCAAGUAA
Molecule: messenger RNA, 1065 nt
Organism: Australozyma saopauloensis
Lineage: Eukaryota; Fungi; Ascomycota; Pichiomycetes; Serinales; Metschnikowiaceae
Gene: VRG4
Product: GDP-mannose transporter
Exons: 1
Coding region: 1-1065 (354 amino acids)
Cellular component (GO): Golgi apparatus
Molecular function (GO): antiporter activity; GDP-fucose transmembrane transporter activity
Source: RefSeq, a predicted model, not a curated record